Molecule: messenger RNA, 2689 nt
Organism: Paramecium primaurelia
Lineage: Eukaryota; Ciliophora; Oligohymenophorea; Peniculida; Parameciidae
Source: the annotation of a GenBank genome assembly
AUGAAAAAUUAUUUAUUUCAACCAAUGUAAUCUAGUGGAAGAGGCAGCCUAUAAGACAAUCCAUAUUCUAUGGAUUUUAAACCAAAAAAGAAUAAUAAUAAAAUUAUUAAGACUGAGAGCAUCACUACAGCUGCCAAAAAUCCAAAAUAAGACCUAUUAGAGUAUUUUAAAAAAGAGAGAAAUACUAUUAAUUAGGUAACAAAUAAUAUCAAAUCAUAAUUACAACAAAGUAGAAGCAUUGACAAUUUAAAUAGUUAGAAAAGUGAACGUCAAAAAAUAUCAAAUGUAUUUUAUCUUUUUGUAAUUUAGCGUAUACAAACAGAGGAAGCUAAUUCAAAUAAGAAACCACUUUUAAAAGGUAAGAAUUUUUCACUUGCUACUCUGCAGACAGAAUAAAAAUAAUCAAAAACUAAUCUUAAAAAUAAUUAGAUUAGUUAAAUCCCUUAAAAUAAAUUACUCAAAUCUACUGUAGAUUAAUAUUUUCAAGAUCUUUAAAUGAAGAGUGCAAAGGAAUAAAAAAAUAUUCAACAAUUUGAUAGUUAACAAUAAUUUACCAUUAGACAAAAUAAAUAAUCUUUAUAAUAGGAUUCACAUACAUUAAAAAACUCAAUUGAAUAGAUUCUAAGUAAAAAUAAGAAUUAAUUUCAUAAAAAUAAUAAUGAACUUCAAUCCAAUAAUCAAUCACAUUAAUAAAAGAAUUUUUAGGAUGAAUCUAAUCAUUAUGAUUCAUAAAAAUAGUUAAAGAUAAUUUUAGUUUAUAAAGGCUAAAAGUAAUAUUGUAUUUUUAAUUUAUUAGAUAUCACUAUUAUUAUAAUUACAAAGGUUAGACUACUGACAAUUUAUAUAAUUAUUUGAUUCAAUAAAUUGCUUGUAUUGAAAAGUCAUUCAUGAAAUAAGGAGGAGGAACAGGAUCAACAGAAGAAAUCUAAAUCUAAGAAGGUUUAAUUUAAAAAUAUUUAUAGAAAUCAAUAAAAUAUGUUAAUUUUAUACUACUUAAAAAAUAAUUCCUUAUGAUUAUUAUUUAAGUUUACCUAAUUUAUCUUUAAAUAUAUUUUAAGGUGUAACUCUUCAAUUGCAACCAUUAAUUUCAUAAACUAUUUAUGGUAAAAAGGUAUCAUUGAGAGAUUUCACAUUGGUAAAGUGUAUAGGAGUUGGAGGUUUUUCAAGAGUAUAUUUAGUAAGAAAAAGAGAUGAUGGUAAAUUUUAUGCUUUAAAAUUGAUUGAUAAGAAUUUUAUUAUGGAAAACUAAAAAGAAGUUAUAGUUUAAAAUGAAAGGGAUAUUAUGGUUAAUAUGAAUAGUGAAUUUAUUACUCCUUUACAUUUUGCAUUUGAAACCAAAUAUUAUAUAGCAUUUGUUUUAGAUUAUUGUGCAGGAGGUGAACUAUUCUAUCAUCUAAGAAAAUUGAAGAGAUUAACUGAAGAAGAUGCAAAAUAUUAUUUUGUUGAAAUAUGUAUAGGAAUGGCAUAUUUACAUUCAAAAAAUAUAGUUUAUAGAGAUAUUAAACCAGAAAAUAUUCUUUUAGAUUUAAAAGGACAUUUAUUAUUGAGUGAUUUUGGAUUAAGCAAACCAAAUAUGUCAAAUGAAGAUUAUGCUUACUCCUUUUGUGGUUCUCCAGAAUAUAUGGCCCCUGAAAUGCUAUUAAAAAGUGGACAUAAUUAUUUGGUUGAUUGUUAUUGCUUAGGUGCUCUACUCUAUGAAUUAGUAACAGGGUUACCUCCCUUCUAUUCACAUAAUACUUAAGAAAUCUACAAUUCCAUCUUAUCUGAAUAGGUAUAAUUCCCACCUUAUGUUCAAAUUACAGAUUUAUUAAAGGAUUUAAUUUGUUAGCUCUUGGAGAAGGAUCCAUAAGAAAGAUUAGGAUAAUAAUAAGGUAUAGUAGAAAUCUUGAGUCAUCCUUGGUUUGCUGAUAUUAACAUUGAAGCUAUAGCAAAUAGAUAAAUUUAACCACCUUAUAAACCAGAUCCUUUAAGAUACAAUUUUGAUGAGGAAGAAUUUAAUAAAGGUGAUACUGAAUUUAGAAAAUAAUAUGGAAUUAAUCUUUAAAAAGAAUAUGUGGUAUAAUUCUCAAUCAAAUUAGAAUACCGAUAAUAAUCCAAAUUUAAUUCUAAGAAACUUUUACUUUUCCAGAGAAGAUUUGCCUUAAAAUCUUUAACAUAAACCUUAUAGAUCUAAUCAUGUCAAUUUAGUUUAACUUAAAAUAGAAAAUGUUCCAAAUUGUGAUAUAAAUUCACCUGAUAGACAUAGAGUAUUAUUAAAUUUUAUUAAUAUUAAUUAGUAAAUAUCUCCAUCUGAGAAUAGAAGAAUGCCUAAAUAUUCAGGUAAAUCAGUAGUUACAGAUCUCUUAAAAAGGAAUGAAUUAUCUAAUAAAUCUGCUUCAUUAAUUUAGUCAUCUAAGAUUACUCAUGCAUAUUCUAAAACUAUGUAAUAAUAGAAUUAAAAUGCUGAAAUUAAAGUAAAUCUAAAACUAAAUUUUAGGCACUCAAACAAAUAUUAGAAUCUUAAAAAGGUUAAAUGAGUACUGAAAGAACUGCUACUAUGCCUGAUUAAAAUAUUAAUAAAAAUGAUAACAAUAGAAUAAAAACUGAAUAAUUCGCUUAAAUGUUGUAUCCUAAAACUACAACUAAUUAUUAGUUUCAUAAAAAUCCUAAUUUAUAAAAAUUAUUUGGAUCUGAAAAAAGAUAAAAAUGA